Molecule: messenger RNA, 902 nt
Organism: Condylura cristata (star-nosed mole)
Lineage: Eukaryota; Metazoa; Chordata; Mammalia; Eulipotyphla; Talpidae
Gene: SHISA5
Product: shisa family member 5
Exons: 6
Coding region: 119-811 (230 amino acids)
Biological process (GO): positive regulation of canonical NF-kappaB signal transduction
Cellular component (GO): endoplasmic reticulum
Source: RefSeq, a predicted model, not a curated record
UCACCAGGGGGCGGGGCAAGAAAGCCUGGGCCAUUCGGGUCGGAGACCGCCGCUGCCCCCAGACCCCGUCCCCUGGCGCUUCGGUCAGUCCUCCGUCCAGUCCUCCGUCCGUCCAGCCAUGGCUGCGCCGGCCCCGGCGUCUCGGAUCCUCUGGCUGCUGCUGCCGCUGCUACUGCCGCCGCCUCCGGGUGCCCAUGGUGAGUUUUGUAUGGCUUCCAGUGCCUUCCCUCAGUUCUGUCCUGAUUUCUGCUGUGGCAGCUGUUCUGAUCAGUACUGCUGCUCUGACGUGCUGAAGAAGACCAAGGAAAGUUGUACUGUGCCUAAGUACAGUAUGGGUGCUGACCUGGAGUCACUGGAUCAGCUGGACCCAUUUGACACAGACAGCAGCCCCAUUUUAGGGUUUGGGGCAAUUUUAGCCAUCGGCCUGACCAUCUUCGUGCUCUCUGUUGUCAUCAUCAUCAUCUGCUUCACCUGCUCCUGCUGCUGUUUGUACAAGAUGUGCUGCCAACCACGUCGUCCGAUUGUGACCACCACUACGUCUACCACGGUGGUGCAUGUCCCCUUUCCGCAGCCUCCAAAUGUGCCACCCAGCUAUCCUGGACCAACGUAUCAGGGCUACCAUCCCAUACCCCCCCAGCCAAAGAUGCCAGCAGCACCCUAUCCGACGCAGUUCCCGCCACCCUACCCGGCGCAGCCCCUGGGCCCACCAGCUUACCACGAGACACAGGCUGGAGGUGCAGCCAUGCCCUACCCUGUCAGCCAGCCUCCUUACAACCCUGCCUUCAUGGACCCACCGAAGGCAGCCCCCUGAACAAACUCCUGCGUCUCUGGCUGCCACAUGAUAUGUGCGUGAAUGGUUAUGCCAGCACGGCCCUUUUCUUCCCGUGCAUGGUGUGCGUCUU